This is a messenger RNA of Amorphotheca resinae ATCC 22711, 1010 nucleotides long. RefSeq lists its product as hypothetical. The record is from RefSeq and is a predicted model, not a curated record. The coding region runs from base 90 to 1010 and encodes 306 amino acids. Gene Ontology annotation, molecular function: calcium ion binding; gluconolactonase activity. Gene Ontology annotation, biological process: L-ascorbic acid biosynthetic process. The transcript is spliced from 2 exons. NCBI's taxonomy places the organism in Eukaryota, Fungi, Ascomycota, Leotiomycetes, Helotiales, Amorphothecaceae.
AUUCCCCUCAUUUCGGCGGCCAUAUCUCCUCUCUCCUUUUCCCGCUCUCCAGCGAGUCCCGAAUUUGCCCAUAUCUGCCAUAAACCAAGAUGGAUCCCGAAAUCAAGACAUGGACGGUUACAGAGCCUUACCUCAACAUCCACUGCGGGUUGGGCGAAGCGCCCUACUACGAAGCGGAAACCAACACUCUGCGCUUCGUUGAUAUCAAGAAGAAACAGUUGCAUACAGUGGAUUUGGCAGCUGGGCCAGCCAGUUUGAAGACUCUGCAGUUGGAUAUGCCCGUUGGUGUCACUGCGGAUAUUGAGGGAGUCGACCCUCGCGAGAAGAUCUUGGUGGGUGGCAAGAGCGGGAUCUACAUCUUGGAGAGGAAAACGGGGAAGUACGAGUUGUUGAAGAGGUUCCAUGACACGACCGAGCAGGAUGAAAGGUUGAGGAGCAAUGAUGGUGCGGUGGAUCCCCAAGGUCGCUUUUGGAUCGGGGUGAUGAAUGAUUUCUGGGUGGGCAGCCCGAAGGCUGAGGGCGCUCUCUUCCGAUUUGACUCUGACCUCACGCGGAAUACUAUACAAACGUCUCUCACGAUUCCCAAUGGAGUCGGGUGGUCGCGCGACCAAAAAACCCUCUACUUCGUCCAUUCAAGUGAAAGACGCAUUAUCGCCUACGACUAUUCUCCCUCGGAUGGUGCCCUGACCAAUCCUCGAACCUUUUGGCAGAACACCGGUUCUGGCGAACCAGACGGAUUCAAAAUGGACACGGGAGGCUACAUCUGGCAGGCGAUUUACGGGGAGAGUCGAGUGCUCCGGAUUAGCCCUGAGGGCAAAGUGGUCGGCCAGAUCACUUAUCCGACGAAAGCUAUUACCUGCCCGGUAUUUGUGGGCACGGAGCUGUGGGUCACAAGUGCCAGUGAUGAGGAAGGGGGUGAGUUUGGGGGCGCAGUCUUUAAGGUUGAUGUUGGGAUUGGAGGUCUGAAUGAUUUUAAAUUCAAAUUGGAGAAAGGAGUCAAGGAUCUCUAG